Lytechinus pictus (painted urchin) is the source of this 3625-nucleotide messenger RNA. Its product is annotated as PHD finger protein 14-like. The transcript has 7 exons. The coding region runs from base 95 to 769 and encodes 224 amino acids. NCBI's taxonomy places the organism in Eukaryota, Metazoa, Echinodermata, Echinoidea, Temnopleuroida, Toxopneustidae. The record is from RefSeq and is a predicted model, not a curated record. Gene Ontology annotation, biological process: regulation of transcription by RNA polymerase II.
ACCAUUACCAAGCUAAGCUGAGCGCGCGCGCUAGGUCGCGUGAAUCAAAUACUAAUACUAAUAGAAAGGCAUAAUUAAUCAGAGACAGAGGAAGAUGGAAGACCCCGAGACAAAUGGAUCUAAUGAAGAGCCAGAGCAAGUACAGUUCCUGUACAAGGCAAUGUACCAAAGAGACCCACAAAAGAGAAGAGUCAAACCAGUCGAUCAUCAUCUCCUGCAGUUAGACUUUGGUCUGAGUGACAGUGACAGCGAUAGCGACUUUGAAGUGAAAGGAGAUCAUGAAAGUGAUUCUGGAGGAUCUCACGGGGAUGGAGGUGUUGGUAGUAGUGAUGAUGAUAAUGAUGAUGGUGAUGAGGAUGAGAGUGAUGAAGGGAGUGGAAGCAGCCUGGACAGAGUAUCAUCAGACAGUGAGACUGAGGCAAAGCUUACGGUUGAUCAAAUGAUUGCAAAGGCUAAGAGAUUUAAAGGCCACUCUCAGUCGCCAAACUCAUCUGGUGACAAAUUGAAAAUAGUAAUUUGCUGUGUGUGUCUCGGAGAGAACAGUGAAGACACAGAUGAGAUUGUAGAAUGUGACAUGUGUGGAGUCCCAGUCCAUGAAGGUUGUUAUGGUGAGAGCCAAAGUGACGCAGAUUCGACAUCCAGCAAUCAGACUUCUAGCUCCACAGAGCCGUGGUUCUGUGAUCCAUGUAAAGCUGGAGUCCUUAAUCCGACCUGUGAGUUAUGUCCUAAUCUUGGAGGUGCAUUCAAGGAAACAGAUGCUGGGAGGUGAGUUGCUCCAUUUAAUUUGCCCCUUUUGUGUCACAUGUACAGCUUAUUUUUUUGACCAAACAAAUUGUGAAAAAUAGAUUUUAUCACACUUAAAAUUGAUCUUAGAUGUUUAAGAAUCACAUAUUGGUAUCAUCUAAUGACAGUUCAAUAUAUUUAGAAGCUCAUUCUAAAAGAUGUUACACUUCAUUAUCUCUGCCCCCAGUAGCUUUGUACCCUUGACUCUUUCUAUGACAGUGUGUCAGGACAAUGACACGGAUGGAUUGGCUGUGCGCAAUACAUCUGUGCUUUGAAACCAGAAAUGAUUUGAUAUGAAUAUGCAAAAUAGUUUAACAUCUAUAAUACACUUGGGGCAGGGAAUUGAUUAUAUUUUAAUUGCUGAACAGUGAUAGGGUUUAUUGGCCAAACCUUGUUCCCACUAAUCACUAUUGUGUGAUCUCUUAUGAAUGCAACUAUUGAACUUUUGUAGCUGAUGGCGAAAAAUUGGGACUGUUCAAAAGUUUUUUAUGAUCCGAUACAAUCUGAAUCUGAUAUAGUCAAUGCAAUUACUCAACGAUUGUGACACGAUUUGUGACAGUGGGAAUUAUGUAUUUGAGCAAAAGUACUCUCCCCCACUGAACUCUGCUCUAAACGAAUAGCCUACAGUAUCGGAUUACUUUACUACAUCAGUCAAUGAGAUCAAGGGAAUGAGUGAAAUUAAGCAUCUAUUAUGUGAAGUCAAAUUUACACUUCUUUCCCACUCAGUAAAAAAAGGAAAUGAAUUUUUUUGAUUUGUUAUUAUGAUUUCACCCACCAUAUAGUGAUUACCGGAGCCUUAAAUAUUUCAGGUUGUCUGUUCAUCCUAUUUUCGUUUUUUUUAUGAUUAAAGAACUGAUUGACAGAUCAACUUAAAAAAUUUGCCAAGUAUGCAUAGUUGUAACGAAGAUGUGAAUAGUUUUUAGGGUAACAAUGUCAAAGAUCAUGAUUAUACUAAUACAUAUAGAUAAAUGCAAAUCGAACUUGGCUCAUGAAUUCAUGGGAACUGACAAUUGGAUGAGAUUCUGAAAACUUUUUUUUUAAUUUAAAGGUAAAUUGUGACAUUGGUUUAAUUCAAUUUUUUUAAAUAUAUUUCGCGCUUUGCUUUCCGCAAUAUUGAUAUACAAGUUCUGAUUCCUAACAAUGCCUGGAUUGGCCAGAAUGUACUGUUUUGUUUUUCCAAAAAAAUAAAAUAGAUGAGAAGUCCCGAAUUGUCUGCUUUAUUUGGAAGUAUGGUUAAAUCGAAGGAAGGAAAUAUGAAGAGCGCCACCUUGAGACCAAAUGAUUCGAUAACUUCCGAUCAGUGCAAGACAACACCGCCCAGAUUCGUGCCGUGUGCACAACAUUUACUUUGAAACGUACGAUCGACCUUGAUCACAUUGUCAACAAUACGGGGAAAGUCCCGCUUUGCUGCACGUUGACCGCGCAGACUGAAAUCAGGGUUGUUCUGUUCCUAUAUUUCCUUCGAUUUCGUAGAAAGCGUGUGUAAAUACGGAAGAUGCCUUGGACGUGCAGGCCCCUGUAAUGCACACUUUCAAAGAAUCAGAUACCGCGGACAUGUCAAAUCCUUGGUCAAACGUGCUUCGUGCAGUGACCAUCACGACAAUGACGUUAUGCAUGUUCAGCCCGGCUACCCCCACUUCUUUCAAAUUGCGGUGAUUUGGGUUUGUGUAUGUGUGUGUAUAUGAGAGAUUUUUUCCUUUCUCUCAUAUAUUUCGUUUCUCUCUUUAUUACUUCCUCAGUGUAUGGAAGGCUAGGCAAGCAGGACGGGAGGCGUGUAAGGAUGCUUGUGAAAGGGAAAGAAAAUGGCUAUUCGUAUUUCUUUCUUCCUUCCUUCCUUUCUUUUUUUUUCUUUCUUUCUUAUUUUCUUUCUUUCUUUCUUCCUGUUUAGUUACAUUUUAUUAUACACAACUUUUCCUUUUCUAAUUCCGUUCACUAAACUGUUAUCACGUUUUUUGAUUUGCUCAUUAUGAUUCAUAUCACGUGUUGUAUGAUGUCUUUAUUUAUGAUACUCUUGAAAAAAAGAAGGAAAAAUAAUAACUGUGCGUCCUAUAUAGACUACCUCUAUCAGUAAAUUACAGCCUCCACCUACAAUACCGCGUGCUCUGUUUUUUGUAAUAUAUAUAGCCUACUAUUCCGUUUCUUUUAUUUUGAGGCCAGCUAUAAUAAAGGUUACGAGUCAAUCAAUGACAUGUCAAGCUGCCUACGUGCUUGGGUCGAAGAACAUCACGAAUAUUGUUAUAUUUUGGGGAUUUCAUUUCAUCUUUCGUUCCAAUGGGGUGUAUGGCUUUACGAUUUAAAAAAUCUGCUCGCGGGCGAGCAUAAAUGUAAUUUUUUGAAAGUAUAUUCAUGAUUAUUAUUAUACCUCACCCUUUUUCUUUUUUCUGUCUUUAUUUUCUCCCCGGGGGGGGGGGGGGGGGCACUCGACCAAAAAAAGUGGUAGGGGUGUGCCGCUGGCGAGACUAAAAACGGGGUCUUGGAGCGGGCUUAUUGUAAAGAGGAGGGCCCUCGGAACGGGCUUUUGGAACUACAAAUGUUUGUGAAAAUGGGGGUCCUUGGAACGGAUCGCCAGCGUGUGAGUGCGAAUCAUUGGCGGCGGAAGCAAAAAAAAUUAGGGGAGGUCCACCUGAAAUUUUGGGAUGGACACAGGUAAAAUUUGACAAGCCCCCUCCCCCUCCCAAAAAAAAGGUUAUCAACCUAAAUUUUAGGAAAGUGGAUCACCCAAAUUGUUUGACAAGGAAAAUGAAAAAAAGGUCAUCAGCCUACAUUUUAGGGGGGGACCACAAACAUUUCAGGGGGGUCCACGUGAAUUUAGGGGGGGACGCACGAAACAAAAUUGACAAGC